This is a messenger RNA of Wyeomyia smithii (pitcher-plant mosquito), 1669 nucleotides long. Its product is annotated as glutathione hydrolase 1 proenzyme-like. Gene Ontology annotation, cellular component: plasma membrane. Lineage: Eukaryota; Metazoa; Arthropoda; Insecta; Diptera; Culicidae. Gene Ontology annotation, biological process: glutathione catabolic process. The transcript has 13 exons. Bases 16 to 1608 code for a protein of 530 amino acids. Gene Ontology annotation, molecular function: glutathione gamma-glutamate hydrolase. The record is from RefSeq and is a predicted model, not a curated record.
UUGGUCACAAUUGAAAUGAUCUUCUAUAGGUUAAAACAAAACUGCAUCGCCCGAAAGAACAUAUUUCAAAAGAAUGGGAGCAUAAUCGACGCCACAAUAGCUACGAUGUUUUGUGCAGGUCUCACCAAUAUGCAGUCAAUGGGAAUUGGGGGUGGAUUCAUCAUGAACGUUUACAUAAAGAAGCAUAAGAAAGCAUACACCUUGGAUGCACGAGAAAUUUCAGCUAAAAAGGCAACCGAGGAUAUGCAUUUACAUGACCCUUCAACUACAAACGAAGGCCCUCUGUCAAUCGCUACUCCAGGCGAGUUGAAAGGUUAUUGGGAAGCUCAUCAGCGAUUCGGAAAGUUACCAUGGAGAGAAAUUUUGCAACCUUCCAUAGAUAUUUGCAAUAAUGGUUUCCCAAUGUCAAAACAUAUGUAUGAUUCAUUACACAUAAACUGGAAAGUUAAGCUUGACCAGCAGUUACGUGAAAUGUUUGUAGAUAAUAGCACUAGUGAAUUUCUCAAGCCGGGAACCCUCAUAAAACCAAAGAAGCUUUGUAAAACCCUCAGAUAUAUUGCAGAAAAGGGAGGCAACUCAUUGUAUAAUGGUAAACUUGGAGAGGAUUUCGCAGAAGAUCUCAAGGAAAUAGGUAGUAUUAUUACCAAGGACGAUUUAGAUUCCUAUAGUGUUCGUUGGGAUGAUUCAAUACCGGUAAAUAUAAACGGAGAUACUAUGUACGUGAUUCCACCUCCUGGUAGUGGCAUUCUAUUGAGCUUCAUCGUUAACAUUUUACGUAACUAUAAUUUUGGACCUGAAAGUUUAUCCACCGUCAAUGCCACAAUUUUAACAUAUCAUCGAAUAAUAGAAGCAUUCAAACAUAGUUAUGGUAAACGCACAAUGAUAGGCGAUCCAAAGUUCGUAAGCGUAGAUGAAUUAGUUCGAAAUCUCACAUCACCAGAUUAUGCCGAGCAAAUAAGAAUGAGCAUAGAUGAUAACAAAACAAAACCGGACUACAGUGAUUAUGGAGGACAGUUCUACAUCAAAGAUAGCCAUGGAACGGCACAUAUCUCUCUGCUGGGGCCUAACGGAGAUGCAGUGUCUAUAACUAGUUCAGUAAAUUUCUACUUUGGAGCAGCUCUAACUGGAAGUCGAACAGGAAUCAUUAUGAACAGUGGUAUGGAUGACUUUUCAUCCCCAGGGUUGAAAAAUUAUUUUGGAUUACCAGGUACUGAACGUAAUUAUAUUAGACCACAGAAGAGAGCUAUAUCUUCGAUGUCACCAACAAUCAUUGUGGGAAGUAACGGUAACGUUAAAUUGGUGGUCGGUGCAGCUGGCGGUACCAAAAUCACUACAGCAGUAGCAAUGAUUAUAAUGAAAAUACUUUGGUUCGGAAAGGACAUCAAGGAAGCCGUCGAUACUCCUCGUAUUCACCAUCAACUUAUUCCGAUGGCUUUGCAAUAUGAAUUUGGUAAUUUAGAGAUAAUAUUAAGAGGGCUACAAGCAAAGGGCCAUUCAAUACAUCGCUACCGUGAACGGGGUUCGAUUGUGUGCGGUAUAGCACAAAAUAAAACUGGUGUCUACGCCAAUGCAGAUUUUCGGAAAGGAGGAGAGGUUUCAGGUUUUUAAUAUAGUAAACAAAAAUAUAGUUUUAUCAAUAAAAGAAUGGGUAUAUUAAAAUGGUUACAAA